Lactuca saligna is the source of this 603-nucleotide messenger RNA. NCBI's taxonomy places the organism in Eukaryota, Viridiplantae, Streptophyta, Magnoliopsida, Asterales, Asteraceae. The record is from the annotation of a GenBank genome assembly.
CAAAAACACUCAAAAUUAACCAAUUUUAAUCAUAUUUAAUCCUCAAAAACCAUGGGUGUCAUAACAUAUACCGAUGAACACACUUCCGCAAUCCCUCCUUCAAGAAUUUUCAAAGCAGCAAUCCUCGACUCUCACAAUUUAAUGCCAAAACUCUUGCCAGAUGCUAUAAAAAGCAUCGAAUUAAUCCAAGGUGAUGGUGGGGCCGGAAGCAUCAAGCAGACUAACUUUUCAGGAGGUUAUGUGAAACACCAUGUAGAUGAAGUUGAUGAGAAGACAUUCACGUAUAAGUAUAGUUUAAUUGAAGGUAUGGGCAUAUCCGACAAGGUUGAAAAGGUGUCAUAUGAUAUUAAGUUUGAAGCAACACCUGAUAAUGGAACCAUUUCAAAGAUGACUACUACUAUUUACACCCAUGGUGAUUUUGAACUCAAGGAAGAAGAACUAAAUGCAGGAAAAGAAAAGGUGUUAGGGCUUUACAAGGUUGUGGAAGCUUACCUUCUUGAAAACCCUGAUGCAUAUGUUUGAAGAUUCACAUAUGUGUUUGAUAUUUUUAAGAUUCCUUGUUUUUUCUGAGAAAUAAAUAUUGCACUAUUAAUAAAAUUUGAG